This is a messenger RNA of Austrofundulus limnaeus, 2277 nucleotides long. RefSeq lists its product as uncharacterized. NCBI's taxonomy places the organism in Eukaryota, Metazoa, Chordata, Actinopteri, Cyprinodontiformes, Rivulidae. The record is from RefSeq and is a predicted model, not a curated record. Bases 384 to 1838 code for a protein of 484 amino acids. The transcript is spliced from 4 exons.
CGUGCGGCCAGCUGACGUCACCGCCGCGGUCUCCAGCAGCAAAUCUGAGCUGAGAGCUGCGCAGCCGCUCUGCGCAUCCGUCAGCUGAGCAGUGGUAGACAGCGCAGCCAUUUCCCUGCUCCACCUAACCCCCUUUUACAAAAGAAGCAAACAACAACAAAAACAAAAAAACAAUAUGCUCGGACAGAUGCCGAACCUCCGCGAACACAGCGCCUCGGCGGUGCCGAAGUGACGACCGGAGCGGAGCCGCCUGACUGCAGCCCCCCCCGAAAGUCUGCAUCGCUGGUUCCAGAAGACAGCCGCCAUCUAAAAAAAAAAAAAAAAACUUUCCCCUCCACAGCGAUCUGCGCAGACUGGACCGAGCUGCGCCUCCUCCGUCAGCCAUGGAGGCGAACCCGCAGGGAGGCGGCGCCGACGUCGCGGGGAUGCACGUGAAGACCGAAGCCGCGGAUGAAAGCCCAUCUGCGCUGGUUCUGGGCAGCCAGGAGUCACCGCCUGCGCCCUGUGGAGAUGCCGCAUGCGGAGCGGCAGGAGGAGGGCAGCAGACUGCGGAGGAGCUGCAGGCCGCCACCACAACACCCCCCGUUCUGCUGUAUCCAGUGAGCACAGAUCGGUUCUUUACCUCAUCAGCAGAUGGAAAAACAUACCUGAAGAUUGCCCCAGCUGCAGUGCUGCCACCCACUCCUGCAGAGAAGACCCUUUCAUCUGGCUCAGAUUUCUCCUCUAAAGCAGUUUUGUGUUUGAUCGAGGCCGUCGGGCGCCGCUGGGGCCUCUACGAAACCCGGGAACGCUCGCAGCUCUUCCAGAGCGUCCAGGAAGAGAUGGCCGCCAAGGGCCACGUCCUUCCUGUGGAAAAGAUCCGCCGCAAAUGGAAUAACCUCAUUGUCACAUACAAGAGGGUCAAAGACCGCAGCCGGGAGACGGGACACGCCAAGACCUCCUGGGAGUUCUUUGAUUUGAUGGACGCCACCCURUCUGACACCAUUGGUACGCAGAUCAUCAACAACAAAAGAAGCAAAGGUAGCAGUACCGCUCCUGCACUGCUGGGUCCUUCCACAAAGAURGCUGCAAAGCCAGCCCAGCUUCCACAGCCAACCACUGUCAUCCGUCCUAACGGAGACUUCUCCGUGACUGGUGGUGUGGAUACCACAUGUCUGGGGACCUCCACCAGUCAAAUCAUCAGUAGCCCUCCAGCCAGCYCCUCACAGACUGCAGCAACCAUCAGUGCAGUAAAUACUCCAGAGCUCAAGCCCCUUAUUGUCCUCAAUGGCGAUGUUGUUGCCACUAGUAUUCAGCCAGCCACCAUCAUACCAGCUUCGUCUUUUAUCUCCUCAUCUUGCCUGACAGAAACAACCUCUACAUCUCCCUCACUUGUCUCAGCCAGGAGCACAGACCUCAACACGGCAGGGUACAAAAGCUGUAAAGCUUCGUCUUUCACGUCUGGUGUUUUACCUUUCUGCCUUACUACAGCGCCACUCAGUCACAGUCCAAAUGUCCUUGGGCUCUCUUCYUUUUCCUCAACAUCCUCCUGUCACACUGCAUCUCUAGCCACCUCGGUAACUCCAUCAGUCCUCCCAGGAACUGAAGGGCAGAGCCAGAAAGGAAACCAAGAGCAAACCAGCUUUCCUUUGUUUCAGGAGAUCUUGAAGCGGCAGGAGGAGCAYGCUUACCUGGAUCGAGUGGCUCGCCGUAGGGUGGAAGCUCGAGAGAAGAGGCGUGAAAGGAGGGAGGUGCGAAUGUCAGAAUCCCUCGGACGGAUAGCCACGGCCUUGGAGCUGCUCUCUUCCAAGCAGGACACAAUCAUUGCUCUUCUGCAGAGACUGGCUGAUCGCAAGUGAGAGGUGUUCAGUCUGGAAAGCUGCAUUUCAUUCUCAUUCAGAGUUUAUGCUUAUCAAAAUAUCUCCUAUGUUUUGAUCCAGCACAUAAUCCUGAGGGUUUUCUUAGCAGUGUGUUAUCAUCKAUUUUAAAACAAAAGGUUUUCGUUUAGUGUCACACAUGAGUGUAAUAGUAUGURAUGCUGUACAUGUCAAUUUGCUGCUCCUACAAUAAAGGAAAGUAAUUUUUAAAAAAUGCACUGGUAAAAAUUUAUGCCUAAGGGUGGCACAAUACUGUAUAAGCAAAAUAAAUGAGUUAAUUAGUAAAUUUAUGUAAAUGUAUGCUUUAUGAUUAGCUAUAUUGUUGAUAGAUCAGAAGACAUCUGGAAAACCUUCAGUGUAAUGGCUGUCAUGAUGCUUCUACACACAGUACUCUACAAUUAAAAAUUUCUAUUUUACAAGA